AUGGUGCACCACCUGGUGUUGGGCAACACCGCAACUCCCGCGAAAGACGGCAAGCGAUACAAUUGGACGUUUUACGUCCGGGGUUGGGGAACCUUUGAGAUUGCCGUUCUCUUGAAGUUCAAAGAGGGCACGAGUCUGAGGACAUCUUGGGAGCUUCAGUUCGAUCAGGAGGACGCGAGUGGGCAGCUGGAGGUGCCCUCCGGCAUACUGGCUUCGCUGCCUCCUCCAAGCAGCGACGAGACAAAGACGCCUCCACUCAGUCCACCCCCUCCCCCCCCUCCUCCACCUCCUCCUGCGCCGACAGAUGACAGGGAUGGUGCAGAGUCGCACAGUGACAUCUAUGGUGUUCGUGGCAGCAUCGAGGGCUGUGACUCCACGGACGAGGCAAUCCUCGAGCCCGACACCGCAGAGCCUGCAGAGUCCAGCCCGCCGCCGCCACCGGAGCUGCUGCGAGACACCAGCGAGGGCAAGGCCGAAGACGACCCUGGCCGUGCAAGCGUUUGCAAGAGGCUCCGCGAGAGCGCCUUCAUGGACCCUUCAGACCCGCGCUUCAUGUUCGGACGAGGCUACACGGGUCCUCUACAUGCGCCGAAGGUGAUUUGGAAGAGCAGCCAACCACCCCGGAAAGACCAUUCCUGCCCGAAGUGGCUCACAGCCACGGAGUUCGAGGAUCAGCCGGAGGUGGCGGUGGCCAAGGUCAAGGAGCUGGCUCAGCUCAUCAAGCUGUCCCGGAAGACUGUGGCCUACACUGGUGCCGGCAUCUCCGCCGCUGUGAUUGGGCAGGCGGCCCUUUCUGGUCAGAACACCGUGGGAUGGAAGAACAACACACGUGCAGCCCCGCCAACCUUUACACAUCACGCGUUGGGAUUCUUGGGGCGACAAGGUUUGCUUCAUGGCUGGGUCCAGCAGAACCACGAUGGCCUCCCACAGAAGGCCGGAUUCCCUCAAGAGCGAAUCAAUGAGAUCCACGGCAGUUGGUACGACCCGAGCAACCCAGUGGUGAAGUAUAGUGGCAGCCUCCAUGACAAGUCUUAUCCGUGGAUGCGGGAAGAUGCGGAGACGGCUGACCUCUGCCUGGUCCUUGGCACGAGCCUGGGCGGUCUCAACGCCGACCAGGUCGCCACGAAGACUGCUGACCGAACGCUGCUGCCACCAGCACCCGGGUCAGGCGUUCUGGCACCAGGUGCCUGGAUCUCGCUUCGACGGCCGGGUGGUCUCAAGGGCUUGGUCACGGCGGUAGGAGAGAAGACGAUUCAGGUACGUUUCCGCGAAAGUGAUGAGGACUCGGAUCAAGAGGAUGACCGCUUGGCAGAGCCUGUGACGCUUCCACGAGACGAGCGUUUCGAGGUGAUUCCGUCAGUGGGCGGCGGCUUGGGCACCGUGAUCCUGAACCUGCAGCAAACAGCGCAGGACGGGAAGAUGACCCUGCGUCUCUUCGGCAAGUCGGAUGACAUUCUGCGACUGCUGCUGCCGGAGCUGGGCUUUGGCCUGAGCAUCGUGCGCCCCCCGGUCUGGCCCAGGCAGGAGCGAGCGCUGGUGCCUUACGACAAAGACGGCCGGCGCUUGCCUUCGGGCUCGGGCAAGCGGAUGUGGCUGGACCUUCAGAAAGGGCAAGCGGUGCGCAUAACGCCCGGCCACAACAUCCAGGGGGCCAAGCAGCCAGCAUACAUGCAUAUCGGAGCCAAGAAGCCAAUAGUGGUGAAGGGAGAGACACGGCAACCAGGUGUUGGAGUCGGAACAGUGUUGAACCGCUGCAAUACAACCUGCAGCUUCAUCUUGCAGAUCGAAGGCGUCCAGAUGCGCUUAGGCAUUUGGUGGCUAGAGAGUGCCAUGAGAGGUGAUAUUUGCAAGCUUGUGGGGCUCUUGGCAAUGAGCCAUGAAUGUGGCGAGACCAUGAAUGAGUGGAGAGCGCAUUGCGACAAAGCUGCGACAUACCGCUGUGGUGGUCUUGUGGCCUCCAUCAGUGCGGUGCUCUAUGCCAAGAUGGCCUGGACGGAACAUGGCAGUGACAGGACAUGGACCAUUCAUGGUUUUCUGGCCUUUGUCGUUUUCCUCGUGCAGGGCGGCACGAUGGUUUGGGGCGGAUAUCUCUGCUGGCUUGCCUUGGCAAGCUCAGAGUGUGCCGUUGACGUUCUCAACUUUACGCUUGUAUGCACUGGCCUACUGGCGCUGAUUGAAGUCAUUGGCUUCUUUUCGGUGUACUUCGUCUUCAUCCCCUCCUUCAUGAUGCAGCUUCGCGAUGCUGCAAAGUUUACGUAG
Molecule: messenger RNA, 2259 nt
Organism: Symbiodinium sp. CCMP2456
Lineage: Eukaryota; Dinophyceae; Suessiales; Symbiodiniaceae
Source: the annotation of a GenBank genome assembly